GUAGUUAAUAGUUAAAAUCAUGUAAGUCAUUCUAAAAGUUUAUGAAAUAAAACACUUAAAGAUUAUGUAUACCAAGAACGAGACAAGCAGCCAUAAGUUCUAUAGAGUUAUCAGGACCAUUUUAAUGUUAUGUUGGGAACUAGUACAGUGUCACCUCAAUAUAUCGCCAGCUCUUUUUGUCCAACCCAUUUUUGGUAUUAUAACAAAGGUGACAUUUUAGAGUUUGAUCUAUCUCAAUUUAAAAAAUGAUAAGAUUUACCAGGUUAUUAAGUCUUGUUGUAUAAUAGUUCCUGAUAAACGCAUUUACAAUGCAUACACUCAUUUGAUUUGAAUAUAACAUUGAAUUGAAAAAAAAGUAUUGUACAGAUAUUUAUUUCGGCAUGUUUAGAAAUAUUAAUUUUUGUAGAAAAAAAAACCCACAUCAAUCAUAGUUCCAAUUUUUAUUAUAAUAUAGGUAGCUUUUUUUUCGCCCGUCAGUGAUUAAAUGAUAAUCCAUAACCGUGCUCUCUCCGGAAAUGAAUUGAAAUUCAAUGUCUAGAUUUGAAACAAACUAACCACCCAAUUAUAGUCAUCGCACAGUAUAUACGGGAAAAUCGAGUACAAGUAAUUGUGUAAUUAUGGAGUUUUGGCUUUGGUAUACGGGAAUAUAAGUAUAAAUAUAAUUUGACCUAGUGUACUUUAAAACGGGUGUCGGAAGGCAAUAGUAGUCUUUAGUGUGUAUGGAAAUCCUUUUCUGCGAAUUUUAGUGACGGUAUGUGGGGGUGAUUGGAUUGAUUGUAUGUUAUUUCUCGGUGAGAAUUUUUUACUCAUAAAAAAAAACAUCACCACAUGGCGGUGAAAUGUUUUAAAUUUAGACCUUUCUCAGCACUCAGGUCCAUUGAGAAGUGAGGGAUCUCUAUCAUGCCAACGCCUGUUGCGACCAGGUUUUGAUCCACGACCUUCUGAACACAUACCAAGGUCUAAAUAUCUAGCUCGGUAUGAAGGCAUUUUCUCCGAGGAAUUAUACAAGAAAUAAAGCCUCUGUUGUUGCAACGUUAACACUCUUUGCAACAAUACUGUAUCUCAACCUGUUUAUCUCAGUGUCUCAGAGAGAGGAAUUAUUCAAUUAUUUUCCAUCAUUCCGUAUGAAGUUUUCCAUUACCCAUACUGCAACUGAGGUGUUUUCAGAUGCCUCCAAAAAGUUUAAUGCAGAUACUUCUACUAAGUUACCAGUUAGGUCCACAUCUCUCUUGCCUAAAACAUCCACAACAUAUUCAUUGUCCGAGACUUAUGUGUGCCCUACAUUUCGAGGAAGACUUGGAAAUAAUUUAUUCCAGUUUGCGUCAGGGUUUGGAAUCGCUGUCUCCAAGGGUUUGAAGUUUGUGAUAGGUGAAAAGGACCGUGUAUUACAAAUUUUUCAAAUGAAAAAUAGUAAACACCUUCUGAUCAGUAAAGACAAAAGAGAAUGUAUCAAAGCAACACUUCGAAAAGAGCGCCAUUUGUGCACAUACGAUGACCAUUUGGUAAACUUUACACCAAAUGGAACAUUCAGAGUGGGAAAUUAUCUACAGUCAUGGAAGUAUUUUCAUAAUGCCUCUCGGGAAUUACGAGAACAGUAUAAAUUCAAGGCUCAUAUUCAGAAUAAAGUGGACCAUAUUAUAAAACAUAUAUUGGAGAAAUUCAACACAACCCGAAAGGAUGCGACUUUAAUUGCCAUCCAUAUUAGACGUGGUGACUUCGUACGCCUAAAAUCAUCCGGUUAUGCCGUAGCAACUAAGGAAUACUUUGAGAAAGCCAUGACACUUUUUAGUAAUUAUUCCAGUCCUCUUUACAUUGUUUCCUCCAAUGAUCUUGAGUGGUCUAGAGCUAAUAUUCCUAAGAAGUACAAGGUAGAGUUUACAUCUGGGAAUUUACCGGAAGUUGAUUUGGCUUUAAUGGCUUCAUGUGAUCACAUGAUAUCGUCGGUGGGUACCUACAGCUGGUGGGCAGCUUGGCUUAAUAAUGGGAAUGUGACUUACUACAAAUGGCCUGCUGCGGAGGACUCUCCUAUCCGUUCUCAUUUCAGCUCAGACUACAUGGAUUUUUUUUACCCACAUUGGAUAGGGUUAUAAUUAAUGACAAGUAUUAAUGAUCUAGAAUCAUUCAUUAUGCAGCCAUGUGUGCAUUAAACUGACUUAAUGUGCAAGUUUUUUUUCUAAUAUUUUCACAUGGAUUCACCAGACUGUGCAUUUAUUUAUAGUUAUUCCAGGCCCCAAGACCAUAAACUGAGAACAGACUUAAGUCAAAAUUUCAAAUCGAUAUAACUUUCGAAAUAAUUUUGAUAAUAAAAUAAAAUUAUCAUCAUAUGUUUA
Saccostrea echinata is the source of this 2330-nucleotide messenger RNA. RefSeq names its product galactoside alpha-(1,2)-fucosyltransferase 2-like. NCBI's taxonomy places the organism in Eukaryota, Metazoa, Mollusca, Bivalvia, Ostreida, Ostreidae. The record is from RefSeq and is a predicted model, not a curated record. The transcript is spliced from 3 exons. Bases 978 to 2090 code for a protein of 370 amino acids. Gene Ontology annotation, biological process: carbohydrate metabolic process. Gene Ontology annotation, molecular function: galactoside 2-alpha-L-fucosyltransferase activity. Gene Ontology annotation, cellular component: membrane.